GUUAUGAGAUUUUACCACUGAUGUCCAACCCAAAUGGCUCUUCACCACAAGUCAUGAGAUUUUACGACUUUCCAUUUGCUUAUAUAAACAUGUUUUGAGAAGUUCCACACCAUCACAGCUAUCCACAAAACUAGAGAACUACUCGAAAUUUCUCUUCAUCCUUUACUCAUCUUAAAUAAAAGAUCAUGGCUAUCCGUAUGCCUCGUAUUAUCAAGAAGUCUUCUACAACUGGAGAUGUUCCCAAGGGAUAUUUUGCUGUUUAUGUUGGGGAGAAGCAGAAGAAGAGAUUUGUGAUUCCCAUAUCAUUCCUAAGUCAACCGACAUUUCAAGAUUUGCUUGGUCAAGCUGAGGAAGAAUUUGGCUUCGAUCAUCCAAUGGGCGGUGUCACAAUUCCCUGCUCAGAUGACAUCUUCAUUGGCAUCACUUCUCAGUUUAGGAUAUAAGAAUAUAAUUGAGAAUCAUCUUUCCGUUUAUAGGUCUCACAAUUUUGUAUACGAAAGCAGGAGAUCUUUUUUGUACAGUUGAUUAGUUAUUAGAAGUUAAGUGAUGAGGCUUAGCACCAAAACAAUUGGUGCUUUUUAACUCAAAAAGACUCUAAUUCAAAGAGUAGAGACACAACAUUAAUUGUUUUCUCUUGCUACAAAUUUAUCCGAAAGAGAUUUUUCUUAAAUGGAUGAACAAUUUAGCUUAUAUACUUGGCCAAGAUA
This is a messenger RNA of Nicotiana tabacum (common tobacco), 707 nucleotides long. NCBI's taxonomy places the organism in Eukaryota, Viridiplantae, Streptophyta, Magnoliopsida, Solanales, Solanaceae. The record is from RefSeq and is a predicted model, not a curated record.